This is a messenger RNA of Sycon ciliatum, 2196 nucleotides long. RefSeq lists its product as uncharacterized. NCBI's taxonomy places the organism in Eukaryota, Metazoa, Porifera, Calcarea, Leucosolenida, Sycettidae. Gene Ontology annotation, cellular component: plasma membrane. The record is from RefSeq and is a predicted model, not a curated record. Gene Ontology annotation, molecular function: water channel activity. The transcript is spliced from 6 exons. Gene Ontology annotation, biological process: water transport; transmembrane transport. Bases 143 to 841 code for a protein of 232 amino acids.
UCAAGGAUUCGAAUUGCAUGCAGCCAGCCAGCAGCCAGAGGUCAUCCGGCACAAAAUUGUUUCUCAGCAUAGCUUUUCACUCCACUCUCUCAAUCCAAUCAGCCAAGCAGUGUCUUGAAAGACAAAAUCUAAUCACUUGAUAAUGUCUAGCCACGAAGAUGAAGCGUUGCUGCUGGGCAGAGCCGGCGACCGGCCAAUGAGCAAACAGAUGGAACUGGUGCGCGCCUGCGGAGCGGAGUUCAUGGCCACUCUGCUGUUCGUACUGGUAGGAGUGACGGCCGUGCGCGGCAACGAAGUGAACGAAGGUGUGAACGUCUUGCCCGUGGCUCUGGCGCAUGGCUUCAUGAUCUUUCUACUGGUGGCCAUGACUGCGAACGUGAGUGGUGGUCAUAUCAACCCAGCAGUGUCACUCGGUGUUUUCCUGGCUGGUGAGAUUAGCUUUGUGCGCUUCAUCCUCUACUUCCUUUUUCAACUCCUUGGAGCAACUGUUGGAGCCGCUCUUGCUUUGGGGCUGAAUGUCGACUGGAGGAAUCGACCGCAAAGGAUUCAAGAGCAUCGCCCCGCUGUGCAUUGGCUUGCUGUAGCUACUGGCAUUAUGGCAAGUGGCACGUUGACCGGUGGAUCCAUGAAUCCAGCGCGCAGUUUUGGACCAGCUGUUAUCAGCCUCCACGGCCUUGGUGACUACCCUAACGCACAGGGCAAGAAUUACUACUCCAUCUACUGGUCCGACCAGUGGAUCUAUUUCCUUGGACCUCUGCUCGGUGCUGGCGUUGCGUCUGGUAUAUACCGAUUUAUCCUCAGCUCACAACACCUGAAAAGACUGAGCAUCAACGACUCGUAAUCGUGUUGGCGGUUGCACGGUCCGUGUGUGUGUGUGUAUGUGUGUGUGUGACCGUGUGUGCCUGUGUGUGUAAGUGUUGUCUUUGUGUGUGUAAGUGUUGUCUUUGUGUGUGUAAGUGUUGUCAUUGUGUGUGUAUGUGUGUGUGUGUGUGUGUGUGUGUGUGUGUGUGUGUGUGUGUGUGUGUGUGUGUGUGUGUGUGUGUGUGUGUGUGUGUGUGUGUGUGUGUGCGUGCGUGUAUGUGUGUGUGUGUGUGUGUUUGCGAGUGCCUUGUUUCAUGUCUGUUUGCAUACACGUGUAGCUGUUGUACAUUGUUGUGGACUCUGUCAGUCUGGUUCAUUGUUUGCUACUUCUAGAACUAUUUGCUUGUUAUGAUGGUGAUGAGGAGCCAAGUCUCUCAGUUGCCUUCUAGUCAGAGUUCAAGCCACCUGUCUUACCUUCUCCUACCUCUCUGUCUGUCUCUCUGCCUUUCUGUGCCUCUCUCUCUCUCUCUCUCUCUCUCUCUCUCUCUCUCUCUCUCUCUCUCUCUCUCUCUCUCUCUCUCUCUAUCUCUCUCUCUCUCUCUCUCUCUCUCUCUCUCUCUCUCUCUCUCUCUCUCUCUCUCUCUCUCUCUCUCUCUCUCUCUCUCUCUCUCUCUCUCUCUCUCUCUCUCUCUCUCUCUCUCUCUCUCUCUCUCUCUCUUCUACUUCUACUUCUUCUUCUCUUCCUGCUUUGUUUUCUUUUUGUCCGUCUCCUUUUCUCGUUUUGUUUGCUGGGUAAAGAUCACGGGUUGCUAUCUCUAAAAUGAAGAGUGUUCACCAAAAAUUAGGGAGCACAUUUUAACGGCACAUUUUUUACGAUUUAUUAGAGCGAUAUUUUUAUGAAAUUUUCGUACUUUUUAUGGAGCAUGCAGUUUUACUAUAUUUCCGCUCUGUUUGCUGGCUGAGAAGUGAGAAGUGGCUGGGCAGUGCAUUACAUGUCUAUAUCUAUCGUCCUCUCCUGGAUGAUAUUUUGUCCUACGACCAGCACACGUGAGUAGCGUGCAAUGCCGAGGCUGGCAGACACCUAUGGCGUUUUUCUCUUCUUCUUUUUUUUCUCUUUUUUUUCGUUUGCCCACUUUAGUGCUGCAUCCUGUUCUCUGCUUUUGCGGGUGAGUGGGUUUUUUUCUCAAUUGCACUUCCAGUGAGUAAAGAAGCAGCCUGCCGUCAUUGAAGUGUUUCGCGGCUGUUCCGUUUGUUGUACUUUGCUCGGCUUUCCAGCGCAUGCUGCUUACGUUUCCCUCCGUUCUCUCUUUGAUGCAGUGGUGCUAUUUGCAAGAUGUUGAUAUGGGCUGCCCAGUGCUGUGAGCACACUGAAAUCGUUACCCCGCAUACUAUCUA